GUAAACAAAGGGAAAGUCACGCAGUUUAAGCCUGAAAUAAAGCUUAUUUCGACCAAAUUUAACAACUUUUGCUAAGCGUAUAUAGACUUCAAUGUUUGGUGGACGUGUUCAGCGGUUGUCAUAGUAGCCGCACUCAUUUAUUCACUUAAAAACACGUUAGCUCGCUCCUGUGUUUGCCGAGGCGUUCUUUUCUAGUGGGGGUUGCCAUGUUUGGGUCUAUCCUUCUUUGUAACACCCCGACAUGAUCGCGACAAACAAAAUAUUCAGAUCAUAUUAUGUGUAACUUAUAUCAACUCAAAAUGAAUAACAUUUUAAUUUCCUAAUUUGUUUUGAUUAGGACCACUAUUUAUUCAAAAAGGGGCAAAUUGACCCUUGGCCAGUCACGUGAUGUCCACGUUUAGUUCAGUAAAACCAAAUGCGGAUUUGUCUGCUUUUUCCAAGUUGCUUCUGCCUAGAGUAAUCAUGAAGUUUUUUAGUCUGUUUGGUCGCCUCAAAUCUGUGGUUAUUGGAAUGGUCCAUGUAAAAGCCUUACCAGGAACACCACUUUCUUCUAUGAAAAUGUCUGAAAUCACAGAGGAGGCUUGUAGAGAGGCUGAGAUCUACAGUGACGCAGGAGUGGAUGGUCUGAUUAUUGAGAACAUGCAUGACAUCCCGUACAUAUUCAGUGUGGGCCCAGAGGUGACUGCGUGUAUGACUGUUGUCUGCUCAGCUGUGAGGAACCAGUGUCCAUUUUUGCCCCUGGGGGUCCAAAUCCUGUCCUCUGCUAACCACCAGGCCCUGGCUGUCGCUUUAGCGUCAGGUCUUGAUUUCAUCAGAGCAGAGGGCUUUGUCUUCUCUCACGUGGCUGAUGAGGGCCUGUUGAAUGCAUGUGCUGGAGAGUUACUCAGAUAUCGUAAGCAGAUUGGAGCAGAGCAUGUGCACGUUUUUACAGACAUCAAAAAGAAACACAGUUCACAUGCUCUGACCUCAGAUGUGAGCAUUGCAGAAACAGCUCGGGCUGCAGAGUUCUUCCUGUCAGAUGGACUCAUUAUCACAGGAAGUGCCACUGGAGUGCAGGCAGACCCACAGCAACUCAAAGAGGUUUCCGAGUCUAUGAAGAUACCUGUUCUGAUUGGCUCUGGGGUGACCUAUGAGAAUGUGGAAGAUUAUAUGGAGGCAAAUGCAAUGAUCAUAGGGUCACAUUUUAAGAAGGAUGGGCACUGGCCCAAUGCAGUAGAUCCACAGAGGGUGAAGAGGUUUAUGAAGAAGGUACAAGAACUUAGACAAUGAGAACUGGUUCAGAACUAAAAUAAAAUAUCAGAACUAACAUAGUUUGCACUUAAAGGUGCACUGUAUAACUUUUAUGAAGGAAGUCACACCACAUGCGUGCUUUCAUGGAGAUGUCAUUGCUUACCCCAAAGUGUUACACGGUAAACUAGUCUAUCUUUAAAACUGCUGUACAAUAACCUAUUAAUGCACGAAAAAACUGAAAAUAUGUGUCCUUACUGUGAGUGGGCUUGCAUCUCCACACCUGAGUCUUACUUGGCCUGGAGGAGGACUUCCUCCUGCUUGUUUCCAUGGAAAUGUUGUUCUUUGGCUAUUUAUCAGUAUCUUGCAAGUGACGUGGCACCUCCAGAAAAUUACAGAUAACGUGGUGAUGUCCUCAGCUCUGUGGAGAGUACAAAUCUGAUGUUGUUUCUAUGUUUCUUUUUUUUUUUUUUUGUGGCAAAAACAUGUGAAAUUGAAUAAAUGGAGUGUCUUAAAUUUAAUUUAAUGCAAAGCAAUAACAUAGUGCACCUCUUAAGAAAAACAGUAAAAUAAUAUUGUGACAUGACUGAAUUAUGAAUACUAACUGUUAGGCCUUACUAUUUUAUCCCUAAUUUAGUACAAUAUAGCAGUGCUUGAAAUAAAAAGUUAAUAACAUCAGAUGCACAGAUAUGUCAAUAUAUUUUCAUAAAUUGAAAUCAUUUGAGUAUAAGGGUGUAUUCAUACAUCCAAACUGGGACUAAACUGGGAUUAAACCGGGAACUAACCCUGGACUAGACUAGGACUAAAUUUAGAAUUGAACCAAACAAAUCUACAUGAGGGCUCGAACUGGGCCCAAACCUAAAAUAAUCUAAACUUGAAAAACACUUAUGCCAUUUCUUGUAAUGCAGCCAUGAAAAUUGAGUAUUUACAUAUUAAAAUGUCAAAGUUUUUCACUUUGUUUAAACGGUGUAGGUAGGCAGAAACUAGGAACUACACCCUACUAUUUACAGUGUCUUAAUAAUGACUUUUGUUCCAUGCUCAUUUCAUUUUUCUAUCAAAACAAUAUUUAUUAUAAUUUUUUUGCACAUUUUAUAAAUAGCCACAUA
Molecule: messenger RNA, 2333 nt
Organism: Periophthalmus magnuspinnatus
Lineage: Eukaryota; Metazoa; Chordata; Actinopteri; Gobiiformes; Gobiidae
Exons: 6
Coding region: 388-1269 (293 amino acids)
Source: RefSeq, a predicted model, not a curated record